Molecule: messenger RNA, 3157 nt
Organism: Malus domestica (apple)
Lineage: Eukaryota; Viridiplantae; Streptophyta; Magnoliopsida; Rosales; Rosaceae
Product: probable methyltransferase PMT26
Cellular component (GO): endosome; trans-Golgi network; cytoplasm
Molecular function (GO): methyltransferase activity
Source: RefSeq, a predicted model, not a curated record
UAAUCGGGCCAAGGAUUGGUAGAAUUUAGAAGGAUAUCUCUCUCUCUCGGGGUUGGCGUUCUUCCGCGUUCUCCACCCUCUCUCGUCUACAGGAAAUCUUUCUGCUUUUCUUUUCUCUUGGUUUCUUGUCUUUUCUUUUCCUUUCCUUUCUGUUUCUUUCUUUUCUAAUUGGAGGUGUUUGGAGAUCGGAGAAUGCUGGAAUAAUCCCUCAACAGCAACGCAGAGGUAUCAGAUCUGCCCAAGCAACCAAACAAAGAAGCAAACAAGGUACCUACUUGCCUCCAAUCCAAAAUAUUUGAAAAUCGUCAGCUCAGAUUUCAACAUUUCGGAUCCGGGUUCGGAUCUACUCUGCCAUUGCUAGUUUGUUUGUCGUUCUCAACCGGUGUAGAUUAUUUGAGAACAAUCGGGUCUGUGAUCUGCUUCUGGGUCGAACAUGGCGACAGGGGGAAAAUAUACUAGAGUAGAUAAUAGGAGGCCGUCCUCCGCUAGUGGUUGCUGCUCCACCGUCACCGUUGGGGUGUUUGUGGCGUUGUGCUUGGUCGGGGUUUGGAUGAUGACCUCCUCCUCUGUAGUUCCCAUUCAGAAUGUGGAUGUGCCCACGGAGGAGAGUAAGAGUGAACUCAAGGAGCAGGGCAGCAAUAACGUCGGCGUCAAGGAACAAGCGAGUGACACCAAUGCCAGGCAAUUUGAAGAUAACCCGGGUGACUUACCCGACGACGCAACCAAAGGAGACAGCAGCGAUGGUGCUGCUCAGGGUGGAGACAAGCUACAAGGGAAGUCCGAAGAGACGACUGAGGAGAAGUCUGUGGAAAAGACUCAGGAGACACCUGAGGAGAAAACCCAAGACAAGACUGAGGAGAAAAGUGAAGAAAAGAUUGAGGAGAAAAGUGAAGAAAAGAUUGAGGAGAAAUCUGAAGAUGGCGACUCUAAGGUGGAGAAUGGAGAAUUGAAUUCCGAAAAUGGAGAAAAAAAGAGCGAUGGCGGCGAAAAGGACAAGUCUGAUUCCGGUGAUAAUGAGAAGAAAUCGGAUGAUGACAGUGAGAAAGUGGAGGUAACUGAUACCAAGGAGUCAAAUGGGGAGAAAAAGGAAAAUGAGCAGGCCAAAAACCAGAGUUCAAAUGAGGUAUUUCCUUCCGUUGCUCAGUCGGAGCUAUUGAACGAGACUACAACUCAAAAUAGUUCGUGGUCAACUCAGUCGGCAGAGUCAAAGAAUGAGAAGGAGGCUCAGCGUGCUUCUGAUCAGAAGACCAGUUACAACUGGAAAGUCUGCAAUUCCACUGCUGGGCCUGAUUUCAUCCCCUGCCUUGACAAUUUGCAAGCCAUCAAGAGUCUUCGAAGUACCAAGCAUUACGAACACCGGGAGAGGCAUUGUCCCGAGGAGGCCCCCAGCUGCCUUGUUCCUCUUCCAGAAGGUUAUAGACGCCCAAUUGAGUGGCCAACAAGCAGGGAAAAGGUAUGGUACUACAAUGUUCCCCAUACAAAGCUUGUUCAAAUUAAGGGGCAUCAGAAUUGGGUCAAAGUUACCGGUGAAUACCUCACUUUUCCCGGUGGUGGAACACAAUUCAAGCAUGGUGCUCUUCAUUAUAUUGAUUUCAUACAACAGUCUGUUCCUGAUAUUGCCUGGGGAAAACGUUCACGUGUCAUAUUAGAUGUUGGAUGCGGAGUUGCAAGCUUUGGAGGCUUUCUUUUUGACAGAGAUGUCCUUGCAAUGUCAUUGGCCCCAAAAGAUGAGCAUGAAGCUCAAGUGCAGUUUGCACUUGAAAGAGGAAUUCCUGCCAUAUCUGCUGUGAUGGGCACAAAGAGACUUCCCUUCCCCGGCCAAGUUUUUGAUGUUGUCCACUGUGCCCGCUGCAGGGUUCCUUGGCAUAUAGAAGGUGGUAAGCUUCUGUUGGAGCUGAACCGAGUGUUGAGACCUGGUGGUUUCUUUGUAUGGUCUGCUACUCCAGUGUAUAAGAAGCUGGGUGAAGAUGUUGAAAUAUGGAAUGCCAUGAAGGAACUAACCAAAUCAAUAUGCUGGGAACUGGUGUCAAUUACUAAGGAUACAGUAAAUGGAGUUGGUAUUGCUAUAUACAAAAAGCCUACUUCAAAUGAGUGCUAUGAGAAAAGAUCACAGAACGAGCCUCCUAUCUGUGCUAAGUCUGAUGAUCCAAAUGCUGCCUGGAAUGUGCCAUUACAAUCAUGCAUCCACAAAGUGCCUGUUAAUGCAACAAAACGUGGGUCUGAAUGGCCUGAACAAUGGCCGGCGAGGUUGGACAAGGCACCUUACUGGUUGUUAAGUUCCCAAGUUGGUGUUUAUGGAAAACCUGCUCCUGAGGAUUUCACUGCAGACAAUGAGCACUGGAAACAUGUGGUGACAAAGUCAUACCUGAAUGGAAUGGGGAUUAACUGGACAUCUGUUCGGAAUGUUAUGGACAUGAGAGCUGUGUACGGAGGAUUUGCUGCCGCUUUGAAAGAUUUGAAAAUUUGGGUCAUGAAUGUGGUCUCGGUAGACUCUCCAGACACACUACCCAUAAUUUACGAGCGAGGUUUGUUUGGUAUGUAUCAUGAUUGGUGUGAGUCAUUUAACACCUAUCCAAGGUCUUAUGAUCUUCUCCAUGCCGACCAUCUGUUUUCCAAGCUUAAGAAGAGGUGCAAUUUAGUGGCUGUAGUUGCGGAGGUUGAUCGAAUCCUUCGACCAGAGGGAAAGCUUAUCGUGCGAGACGAUGUUGAGACUAUUUACGAGCUGGAGAACAUGGCGAGGUCGAUGCAGUGGGAGGUUAGCCUGACGUAUUCGAAGGACAAGGAGGGAUUGCUUUGUGUGCAGAAGUCCAUGUGGCGGCCCAAAGAGUCGGAGACACUCAAGUUUGCAAUUGCUUAAGCGUGGUGGUCGGAAGUCGUGGUGGUCGGCAGUGGCUGCUGGCGUUGCUGAGGAUAUAAUAGUUACCCAUUUAUAUUUUGUUUUGGUUGCUAAUUGAAAUUCAUGGUUAUAUUAGCCUUUUGUUUCGUUUUAGUUAGGGCUUGUAGUCUGUUCAUUUUUUUUGUUUACAAUAUUUUGUUUUCGUUGUCGGGAGAUCGGUGUUUGGAAUUCCACUGUAAUAUUACCGUACUGGUUAUUGAUGGAAGAAAAACCAAACUAUUGGUUUAUGUAAUAUCUGAGGAUUUCGAUUCUAUUGUUGUG